Oppia nitens is the source of this 1023-nucleotide messenger RNA. Its product is annotated as carbohydrate sulfotransferase 1-like. The transcript is spliced from 4 exons. Bases 1 to 1023 code for a protein of 340 amino acids. NCBI's taxonomy places the organism in Eukaryota, Metazoa, Arthropoda, Arachnida, Sarcoptiformes, Oppiidae. The record is from RefSeq and is a predicted model, not a curated record. Gene Ontology annotation, biological process: sulfur compound metabolic process; N-acetylglucosamine metabolic process. Gene Ontology annotation, molecular function: N-acetylglucosamine 6-O-sulfotransferase activity.
AUGACCAAUAGUCGCGGCAAUCGUGAUUCAGCUCCCAAUUGGUCAGAAUAUCCUGUUGUCGGCACCGAUACGGUCAACAAAAUUAUUAUCGUAACUGAGGCUCGUAGCGGAUCAACAUUUCUCGGCGAUUUAUUACAACAAAGUUGGCCAACAUUUUACAACUUUGAACCGCUGAUAACAAUGCGGGUAAAAAACCCGCGAACCGACCAGUCGACUGUUACCGAUGCGGUCAAACUGUUGACCAGUCUCCUGGACUGCCAGUUCACGGCUCUUGGCGACCAUUAUUUGCGUCCAGUUUUCUGGAAAGUUCCCUACUUUUCCUGGAAUCUUGCAAUGAAAGACAGUGUCCGAAGAGAUCAACUCCAGUAUUUCAAUGCAACGCUCAACCAAUAUGUUUGUAACAGAUGUCGGCACCGACUCAUCAAAACCAUUAGGUUUGGUGUCGAAGACUAUCUACAACUGAAACAAAAGUCAAAAACACCCGUAAAGUUGGUAUUCCUGGUACGCGACCCCCGAGGUGUCAUGAGUUCCCGUUAUCGUAUGCAAUGGUGUCUCAAUUCACCCAAUUGUACGGAUGUUGAUGUCCUCUGUCAGCGGAUGCGAUCAGAUAUUAGUGCAUUGAUUCAGAUGAAAAAGUGGUCAAAAGACAAUGUAACGGUAGUCCGUUAUGAGGACUUAUCACUGAAGCCGUUUGAAACCACUAGAUAUUUAUACGAAAAUCUUGGCCUCCAGUUUACGCCGGCUGUCGAACAAUGGCUGGCCGAACAUACCAUUACCGACGACAUACUGGCCAAUCCGCACUCGACUAUACGUAACUCCCGAUUGGCACCGCUAUCAUGGAUACCGAGGAUGUCGGUCAACGAUGUACUUGAAGUACAAGAGUUUUGCUACGAUGUUAUGCAACACUUUGGCUAUAAGAUUGUCGACAAUCUUGACUACGACUAUAACGAUACUAAAGUGUUAGAUAACUAUACGUUGGAUCAGAUACUUGAUCUUAACUAUUCGUUAAAGGAUUUGUUAUAA